CGCCCCGGGCUGGGCACGGCGGCGGCCGGGAGGGGACGGGGCCCCGGCCGCGUGAGGCGUUGGGCCCGUGGCGGGACCUGCCCGCAGCGCUCUCUUUCUUCCUUUCCUUCUUUCUCCGCCGGCGGCCGCCUUCCGCCGGCUCCCCCCGCCAUGUCCCACCCGCGCGUGCGGCGCGGCGGCUCCCCGACCCCGGGCACCGCGCUGGGGGGAGGCGGCGCGGCGGCGGCGGCGGCGGGCGGCGGAGCGGGAGCGAGCAGCCGCCUCCAGCCCAUGCGGGCCACGGUGCCCUUCCAGCUCAAGCAGCAGCAGCCGCAGCAGCAACAUGGCAGCCCCACGAGGAGCGGCGGCGCGAGCGCCCCGGCCGGGGGGCUCCCACGCGCGGCGCCCUCCUCACGCAGCAUCAGCCCCACGCGUGCGGCGCCCACCGGCGGCAGCGGCCGCAGCGGCCCCGCCACGGCCCCGCAGCCGCCGGUGGGGGGGAGCAGCGCUGCCGCCGCCUCGACAGCCUCGUCCUCGCGGGGCAGCCCCACGCGCGCUGGCGGGGCCCGGGGCAGCCCCCCGCGGCCCCACCAUCUUCCGCCGCCGCCUCCCCCCCCGCCGCCACCGCCGCUGGGCUGCGGGCCCUCACCUUGCUCCUCCCCGCUGCCGGAGGGCAGCGCCACGGCGGCGGGCAGGGUCCGGCACCGGCGGCAGUCGCCAGAGCAAGGCAGGAGCUCGCCGGAGAGGAAGAGCCCCGGCUCGCCGGGCUGCAGAGCUGACAAGUCAAGACCACCGUCAUCAAGCCCUUCCAGUAUUAUUCGCCGGACUUCCUCGUUGGACACACUUGCUGCUCCCUACCUUGCUGGACAGUGGCCUCGUGAUAAUCAUGGACAAGCUGUUCCAUGUAUGAGAGACAAAGCCACUCAGACUGAAAGUGCCUGGGCUGAAGAAUAUUUAGAAAAGAAGAGAAGCUCACACAAACGUUCAGCAUCGUGGGGCAGCACAGAUCAACUCAAGGAGAUUGCAAAAUUGCGUCAACAAUUGCAGAGAAGCAAACACAGCAGUAGGCAUCAUCGGGAUAAAGAAAGACAGUCUCCAUUUCAUGGUAACCAUGCAGCCAUUAACCACAGUCAGGCUCCAGUCCCAAAGAGUGCUCUUGUUCCUGUGAUACCUAUUACCAAGUCAACAGGAUCGCGAUUCCGAAACAGUGUAGAAGGACUGAAUCAAGAGAUUGAGAUAAUUAUUAAGGAGACGGGAGACAAAGAAGAACAGCUUGUUCCUCAAGAUAUUCCAGAUGGGCACCGUGCACCACCUCCAUUAGUUCAGCGGAGUAGUAGUACUCGCAGCAUUGAUACCCAAACGCCUGGUGGAGCAGACAGGGGUAGUAAUAAUAGCAGCCGUUCCCAGUCAGUAUCUCCAACCUCAUUUCUUACCAUCUCUAAUGAGGGCAGUGAGGAAAGUCCAUGUUCUACAGAUGAUCUUCUUGCUGACUCCAGAGAUAAAGAGAACGGAAAUAAUUCUCCCUUGCCAAAAUAUGCUACCUCACCAAAACCCAACAACAGCUACAUGUUCAAGCGUGAACCACCAGAGGGCUGUGAAAAAGUGAAAGUCUUUGAGGAAAGCUUGCCAAAGCCUCUGCAUGAAAUACCAGCCUUCUACUGUCCUGACAAGAACAAAGUGAAUUUCAUUCCUAAAAGUGGCUCUGCUUUCUGUCUUGUCAGCAUCCUCAAGCCACUUCUUCCCACACAGGAUCUUACACUCAAGGGCACUACACACAGCCUGACUGUCUCCUCCAGCAUGACACCCGGUUUGUUGCAGCCAAUUUCUAUGGCUUCAUUGUCUGCGAACACGGAUCAAGACAGGAUCUCCCGUGGAACAAGUACAGUAAUACCACAGACCUCUAUACUCCAGCAAUCAGGACAUAUUGAGGAAGCUGAAGGGUAGAUAUAGAUUGUCUUGAAAUUUUUCUGGGCGACUACUGGGAAAAAUUGGAACCAGUUGACUGGAUCUUUCUGAUCACGCUAUUUGCAUUGUUUUAACAACUUACGGCACUGUCAUAAUUGACCUGUUCAUAUACUUGACAGUUUGGUAGCACAUUAAGUUCAGGAUGAUGCAGCAGCUGAUGCUCUGUUGCACUUUCUGCUUGUGAAGACUGCAGUUCUGUUUCUCAUCUGCUUUUUUUUUUUAAACACUGGUGAAAACAAAAGCUGUCAUAAUCCUUUGCCAUUUAAAGGACCAGUUGUUGUGAUGCUGUGUAUCCUUUGACUUUUUCCAUUAAAAGAAAAAACUCAAGAUCAACCAGCUAACCCCAUUUUACCAUUAUAACCCGCAGAGGGAGGGGCAAUCAAAUGGUUUUGCAAGAUGUUUUUUGUAUGAAAAUGUGUAUUUUAUAACAAAGACUUUUGUGGUGUGUAGCAGAUAGUGUUUAAAAGAUACUUUUCUGGUGACAAUUCUCUCCCCCCUUUCCCCACACACGCUUUUUUUAGUAGGGAAGUUUCUUUUUACUUGGCUGUUUUACAGCUACUGGGACCAAAGGAUUGCUGAAGUAUUUCAGCAGUCUCAAAUUAUGUGACCUUGCUGAACAGCCUCAGCCCUAAACAAAAUAAGACAAAGUAAUGUGUUUGAAAAUUUUAAAACUGAAGAGUAUCUAAAAAGCAGUGUUAGUAUGUGGUCUACUUUUUUUUGUUGAUAUCGUAAAUUUGUGCUUCCGGUAAGUCACGUUCUUAAAACUCCUUCCAUCACCCAGUUCCACCCAGUGUUGGUUUAUUGGCUGGAGAAUUACAUUCUAAAGCACUUGUCCCAGUAGUGUUCCAUUUGUCCAUACGAUUUUUGUGCAGGGGUGGGAAAAACAUGUUACCCUCCUGUUCUCUAUUCUUCCAGAAAAUAUGCUACUUGCCUCUUACAGGUUUGCUUGGCUACUUACAGAGUUGGUCAGCCUGAGUCAUUAAUCGCUCUUGGCACAGUGAUGAGUCACAACAGAGCAAGUUUGUAUUAUAGACCCUAGCCACAUAAUAAUGAAAUACCUGUGCAUGAUUCCCUCUCUUUUGUCAUAGUGUUUUGUGCAUCCUUGAAGGUGAUGGCUCGUCAGCCUUGGCAUCCGUUACACAGUAGUUCACAGUGCCAGACACAUUCUCUCUUUUUUGACUAGCGAUUUAGACUGUCACGUAAAACAGGAUUUUUUGACACCUAGUCUAUCCUCAUAUGCAGCAGUUUAUGGUUUCUUUGAAGUUAUAGUAAAAGGUGAAAAUAGGGGAAAGGGCCAUUUCAAAUGGAAGCUGUUCAGGAACUUCAGUGAGGUUUCUCUUGUGUUCCUGGAGUUUAUUACUUGGGUUUAAGUAUAUACAACAUAGAUAUGCAAAAAACUGCAGUGACUUGAAUACCAGUGUCAUAUCAACUUAUAAAACGUUUGCCUUGUACCCUCUUUACAGAGGUAGAUUCAGUAAGUUCAAAUUAAUGUCACUGUGGAUACUCUGUGGGUCUGAAUAUUGGUCUGUUAUACAUGAGCAGUUCUCACUGACUUGCAUUUAUGAUGCCUCCAUGGUGAAGACUCAGUCCCCCCAUCGCCUCCCCCCAGUUACAUGUAAAGAUUAUACCGCAAAUUUAACAAAGUUGUUCAGUGCUCAUUAUGCUGAAUUUGAUUGCAAACGUUUCACUUAAAAAAACAAAGUUAUGUGCAUACCUUUGCAGAUAAUAGUCAUAGUUUUGAUGCACACUUACUGUUCCUGUAAAUCCCACGUACAUAACUGUCUUAUAGCAAUAAACUUUACUGAGCAAGUAAGUGUAAAUCACACUGGCCUAUACAAGUCCUGCAUUCAGGGUGAAUUGAGACCCUGUUUAAAACAUUAUGCAAGAAUUCAGCAAACGAAAAAUGUAACAGGAGGUAUUCAAAUAUUAGAUCUGUUAAACUAGUAAAUGAGCAGAAUUUCAUUUGUUAUCUUUCUUCCCAUUAAAAUAGAUAGAUGUGUGCAGAUGGGAUUAAAGAGCUCUGUUUUGAAGUAACAGCUCUGAUUUACACUGAAGAAGUUGUUGAGGGGGAGAAGGUUUUAAAAUAAGUGGGUUUGUGCAUCAAAUUUGUGUAAUAUGACCAGUUGAUGGUUCUUUUCUAGGUUUUGUGGAUAUUAAUUUCUUCUGAAACAGUUGCAGAGAAAGUUGAAGUCUAAGAUACGCUGCUUUAGAUAGGUUGUUUAAAACUGGUAUGACUGGAUUCACAGAAGAUGGGAUCAUUCAGGUGAAGAAAGUUUGUGUAAGUCUGUUUUCUAUUUCUGUAGCAGUAGCUUGUAAAGAGCUUCUCCAUCAAUGCCAAAAUGCACAGUGCUUUAUCAGGAGAUCUUAACUGAAUGGUUAAGAAUCGAAGGGCUAAAGUUAACAUAUAGCCUUUAUUACAGCCUUGAGACUUAACUGGUUUCACCAAAACUGCAUUCUGAUGUUUGUUUUCAUCAGAGUAAUUCUCCCAAAUAGCAGUGGGCUUUCUUAACCUGGGACUUUUUUCCACUUGUUGUUGUAGUACUCAAGCAUCUCUUCAGUAGUUUACAUUGUAUGUUAUCAGACAAUGUACUGUAUAAAUUAGUGAGCUGCUCUGAUUUAAAAAAAAAAAAAAUGUAUGAGGACUUUGCUUUUUAUAAAAACAAAUGGGAUUCAAGACAAUGUUCAAUUUUUUUUAUGUACAGGAUUCUGUUGAUUGCUGUGGCAGCUCUACUUUAAUGUGAAUCCACACUAAAGACUCAGAAAAUACAACAGUUCUUGUUCUAAGACCAGCCUUUACAUGUAUGCACACAAAAAAUAGCCUUAAAUUUCACAUGUGCUGUCUUGUGCCAUUAGCAGAGCUGCAAGGUAAAGUAUUUAAAUCAAAAUAACUGAGAGCGUGUAGAACUUUUUAAAAACCUCUUAUGUAUAGAGUUAGAAUAUUUGGCUUUAUGGGGGGUUAAUCUGUGCAUUGUUCAAGCACAGUCUUAAUGAAAGAGUUCAAGUUCUUUUAGCACACUUUAAAACCUAACUAUGCAUAGACCUAGUCAGUUCCUUGAUUAACUACUUUGUAGCUUAAAAAAAAAAAAACACAACACUUAAAGGUCUGUUUUUUACAUACAACUUGACACACUUGAUAAUCUGUUUUCCUAGUAUUUUAUAGUACUAGCCAAACUGAAGGCUGGUGGCAGUGUUAUUGAACACUGACAGUUGAUUUUUUGAGAUAUGCUAAAAGGUGUUCCUUCAGUUGUAAAUUCUAUGUAAUUCACAAGGCAGGAGGUCAUUGUAAUGAAGGUCUAUGCUGGCAGCUAUGACUGUUGGACUAUUUUUAAAACUCAAGGCACAAGGACAAGAAUUUUUUUAAACCUCAAUGUGGUUCAACUGUCCUUUCCUUGCUUGGUGCCAUAGUCCUGUAGCAACAAAUUUAAGUACUUGGGAAAGUAAAAGAUAAUGCUUGAGUACAUAUACCUUGGGAGGAACACAUGCAUAAACUGAGUGAGCAAAAAAGGGAGCGAAAGUUAAAUAUCGCAUACCAUGGAAGUAUAUGACUGCUGUGUUUGCUAUUGCUUUAAGUAAAGCAGCUCUUUAAAAGUAUGUUUACUCUCAGGGCUAUUUGUUGGUUUGUUCUAAAAUAUGAUUUACUGAAAUUGAGAGUUUGAGAUUGUUGAAGGACACUGAAGCUGAGCCUUUUGAGAAGAAGAAAACUUUUGAAAAUAGGUUCUUGCAUCAUUUGUAUUGCUGUAAUAUCUGGAAAUGUUUUAAAUGUAAAUAUUAUACGCCUAUUAGCAGAUACAUUUGAAAAUUCUUAGUCCUACCUUAUAUAAAGCUUAUUGCUUCUGAAGUUGAGACUCAAAGAGUUAAAAGUUGCUAACUUCUGAAACGAGGGACAUGUGACAUUAAGAAAAAACAUUGGUAGUGAGGAAAAAAUGCAAGUCAUAUCCAUUAACCUUUCUUCUGCCUCAGGCCUAACUUCUUGUUGCUUAUUGAGUUCGAUAGAAUUCAGUGGCAUGGCAGUAAUGCCUUGCUGAAGGUCUGCUUGUUUAAACUGUAUGGUUUGAUACUUAUAAGGUGUUUUUUUUAAUGGAUGGACUUGCAGACCUUUCUUCAUCCAGAAUUGCUGCACACUUUUAAUAUAAAUAUCUUCAAGGCAAAGCUUGUAUGACAUUCUUGUUCUUAUGAAACUAAUAUAACUUGCAAAAAAGACCCUUGAUACCCAAACACUUGAGAAUGUCAGGACUGUACUUUCUCCAUAUAAUUCUGUAGUUUAAGUGUCCUUCAUCAAAUGCCAUAGUCUAAAGAUGUUGCGGUAGCUUAGACCAAAACCAGGUUAGUAUCUAUUAAAAUAAAAAAACAUCUCUUGAAAAGGUAAUGGAAAGUUCACCUUUCCUAACUGAGGGGGUGGAAAACACUGUGGAGAAUUUAUUUCAUUACAGUCUAAGAGUUGAUAUGAAAUUGUUUUUCUAAACCUGACUCUACAGGAAAACAAAACGACCAUUAAUUGCAAGAUGUACCUGUAUAUUUUCUUGACAAGAAUUUGUGAGUGUUUGACAGCUUUGGGAAUCAGUUCUGCUCUUGGCAUUUUGUUGAGACAAGGAAUGACCUAAAUGCAUUGUUAUGAAACUGUUACAAUUUGCAUGUCAAAUGGGGAGAGAAUGCUAACUAUUCAUAAGUGUUUGGUGAAAUUCCAGUCCUGCAUCCCAACCAACUUCAACAGUCUUUCUGAAUGCUCCAAAUGUAAAUGGAGUUCUGUUACUGCUUUCUUGAUUCAUUGCAUGUCAUCAGUAAAUACUUAGGUAUGGUCUUUGCUUAGUAGUUUUUCACUGGGAUUUGUAUUUGACUACGAGACUUCUGUAGUGUUGACAGGUGUAUCUGAAUUGCAGAAGAGGACUUGGCCUGAAAGCAGUGGAAGUUACAUUUAUUACGCAGAUUCAUUUUGAAACAACUCUCCUUGGAAAAUCUAAUAAGCUAAA
Molecule: messenger RNA, 6911 nt
Organism: Cygnus olor (mute swan)
Lineage: Eukaryota; Metazoa; Chordata; Aves; Anseriformes; Anatidae
Gene: FAM117B
Product: family with sequence similarity 117 member B
Exons: 8
Coding region: 151-1923 (590 amino acids)
Source: RefSeq, a predicted model, not a curated record